Molecule: messenger RNA, 1254 nt
Organism: Penicillium malachiteum
Lineage: Eukaryota; Fungi; Ascomycota; Eurotiomycetes; Eurotiales; Aspergillaceae
Product: 3-ketoacyl-coA thiolase peroxisomal A precursor
Exons: 3
Coding region: 1-1254 (417 amino acids)
Biological process (GO): fatty acid beta-oxidation; phenylacetate catabolic process
Cellular component (GO): peroxisome
Molecular function (GO): acetyl-CoA C-acyltransferase activity
Source: RefSeq, a predicted model, not a curated record
AUGUCUUCUGCCCAGCAACGCUUAUCCCAAGUGUCCUCCCACUUCGGUGGCCGGAAGGGAGCCGCCGCUUUGACCGAGAAACACCCCGAUGAUAUUGUCGUGACAUGUGCCCUCCGAUCUGCCCUCACGAAGGGCGGUAAGGGUGGUUUCAAGGAUACUGCUGCAGCUGAUCUGCUGGCCGGUGUUUUCAAGGCCGUCAUCGCUAAAAGCGGUAUUGACCCGAAGGUCGUGGAGGAUAUUGCGGUCGGCUCUGUUCUCCCGCCUGGUGGCGGUGCCACUGAGUUCCGUGCUGCUGCUCUUGUGGCUGGUUUCCCCGAGACUGCUGCAGUCAAGAGCUUGAACCGUCAGUGCUCGAGUGGUCUCCAGGCCAUCGUUGACAUUGCAAAUGCUCUUAAGUCCGGCAUGAUUGAUGUUGGUAUCGGUGCCGGUGUAGAGAGCAUGACUUCACAGUAUGGGCCUGGCGCAGUCACCGAGUUUUCUGAACUCCUGGAGAACCACACCGAAUCCGCAAACUGCAAGGUUCCCAUGGGUGUUCUCUCCGAGGAUAUGGCCAAGGACCGCAACAUCUCCCGUGCCUCCCAAGAUGCGUUUGCUGCCUCUUCAUACCAGAAGGCCGAGAAGGCUCAAGCUGCGGGUCUCUUCAAGGAGGAGAUCGCACCCCUUGAGGUCAAGUGGACUGACCCCAAGUCCGGCGAGGAGAAGACCAUUACCGUCAAGGAGGACGAUGGUAUUCGCAAGGGUAUGACCAUCGAGUCUCUGAGCAAGAUUCGUCCUGCUUUUGCCAAAGAUGGUUCCAUCCACGCCGGUAACGCCUCUCAGAUUUCCGACGGCGCCGCUGCUGUGCUUCUGAUGAAGCGUUCCACUGCGGAGCGUCUGGGACAGAAGAUCAUUGGAAAGUACGUCUCUGCCAGUAUUGUCGGCGUCAAGCCACUUCUUAUGGGUAUUGGGCCCUGGAAGGCCAUUCCUGUUGCUUUGGAAAAGGCUGGCAUCACCAAGGAUGAUGUCGACAUCUUUGAGAUCAAUGAAGCAUUCGCCUCUCAGUGUGUGUGGUGUGUCAACGAGCUUGGCUUGCCCAUCGAAAAGGUCAACCCUAAGGGCGGUGCUAUUGCCUUCGGUCAUCCUCUUGGUUGUACAGGUGCUCGUCAGAUCAGCACUCUCUUCACAGAGCUUAAGCGAACCAACAAGAAGAUCGGCGUUACCAGCAUGUGUGUUGGCACCGGUAUGGGCAUGGCCGCAGUCUGGGUGGCCGAGUAA